Molecule: messenger RNA, 3182 nt
Organism: Betta splendens (Siamese fighting fish)
Lineage: Eukaryota; Metazoa; Chordata; Actinopteri; Anabantiformes; Osphronemidae
Product: kinesin-like protein KIF3B
Exons: 8
Coding region: 313-2598 (761 amino acids)
Biological process (GO): microtubule-based movement
Molecular function (GO): ATP binding; microtubule motor activity; microtubule binding
Source: RefSeq, a predicted model, not a curated record
UCCGCAGAGCAGGGUGUGUACAGCUGGGAGGCAGCGUGGGCAGGGCCGGGCUGGAUGCGUGUUUUUCUCCAGGAGCAUCCUCUAACGCCUUGUGACAUCGCUCCGCUCGUGGAGGAUGCUCGUGGUCGGGGAGGCGCCGCGUGCGUCGGGAUGAAAGCGGCGCACACGGGGUGUGUCUGACUGGCGCUCUCCGUUGCACCUGUAUGGAGACGCGAAGACGCGCAAAAAUCGCGGCCGCCGCCCAACAAAAUGGCUUUUUUUGUGUGUGUGUUUUUUUUUUCAACGCGGUGAGGACCGUUAUUCGUAAGCAGCAUGUCUAAAAGCAAGCACUGCGAGGCGGUGAGGGUGGUGGUCCGCUGCCGGCCGUUCAGCAGGAGAGAGCAGACAGCGGAGUGUGAAAACAUUUUGGAGAUUGAUGACAAGCUGGGGCAGAUCACCAUCAGGAACCCAAAGGCACCACCCGAAGAGCCCAUGAAAGUGUUCACGUUUGACUCCGUGUAUGGCUGGGAUUCAAAGCAGAGCUACAUUUAUGAUGAUGCGGUGAGACCCCUGGUAGAGUCGGUGCUUCACGGCUUUAACGGGACCAUAUUCGCCUAUGGACAAACCGGCACAGGUAAAACCUACACCAUGCAAGGGGUCUCAAAUGAUCCAGAGAAAAGAGGUGUCGUACCAAACUCCUUUCAGCACAUUUUCACACAAAUAUCCAGAACUCAGAAUCAGAAAUACCUGGUGAGGUCGUCCUACCUGGAGAUCUACCAGGAGGAAAUCAGAGAUCUGUUGUGCAAAGACAACAGCAAAAAGCUGGAGCUUAAAGAAAACCCGGAUUUUGGGGUCUACGUCAAAGACCUUUCUUCAGUGGUGACGAAGAACGCCACUGAGAUCGAGCACGUGAUGAACAUCGGCAACCAGUCCAGGUCUGUGGGCUUCACCAACAUGAACGAGCGCAGCUCUCGCUCGCACGCCAUUUUCGUGGUCACGGUGGAGUGCAGCGAGGUCGGCCCCGACGGCGAGGACCACAUCCGCGUGGGGAAGCUGAACAUGGUGGACCUGGCCGGCAGCGAGCGCCAGAGCAAGACGGGCGCCAAAGGGAAGCGCCUGAAAGAAGCCACCAAGAUCAACCUGUCUCUGUCGGCUCUGGGGAACGUCAUCUCAGCUCUGGUGGACGGGAGGAGCACCCACAUCCCAUACAGGGACUCCAAACUGACCCGCUUGCUCCAGGACUCCCUGGGGGGCAAUGCAAAGACUGUGAUGAUAGCAGCAGUGGGGCCGUCGCACAAGAACUUCGACGAGUCGCUGGCCACGCUGAGGUACGCCAGCAGGGCCAAGAAAAUCAAAAACAAACCCCGCAUCAAUGAGGACCCCAAAGACGCCCUGCUGAGGGAGUUCCAGGAGGAGAUCGCGCGCCUGAAAGCCCAGCUGGAGGCGCGAGGGAUGCUGGCAAAGGAGCGACGGCGCCGGAGGAACAGCAAGAGGCUGAGUAAAAGCAUGGGCGGCGUGGAAGAGGAGCUCCCGAAGGAGAGGGAGGUGGACGUUUGGAAGCCGGCGGAGGAGGAAGCGGAGGGAAGGAGGUACACGAGAGGAGCGGCAGACGUCCCGAAGCUCCUCAGCUGCCAGGAAAGCGGGGAGAGGUUGGCGGUCAUGAGUGAAAACAGGAAAAGUGCAGAGUGGGACCAAGACGCUCUGGAGAAGAUCAUAGAGAAGUAUAAGGCUAUGGAGAGCAAGCUGUUAGUUGGAGGAAAGACUAUAAUUGAUCACACAAACGAACAACAGAAAAUGCUGGAACUGAAGAGACAGGAGAUUGCAGAGCAGGUAAGACGAGAGAGAGAGAUGCAGCAGCAGAUGAUGCUGCAGGACGAGGAGACGUUAGAAAUGAAGGAAACCUUCUCUUCCCUUCAGCAGGAGGUGGAACUAAAGACAAAGAGGCUGAAGAGAUUGUAUACCAAACUGCAGCUGGUGAAGGGGGAGAUGAGAGAUGUCAUUGAUGAGCACAUCGCGAACAGACAGGAGCUGGAACAGACCCAGAAUGAACUCACAAGAGAACUCAAGUACAAAUAUCUCCUAAUUGAAAACUUUAUACCUCCCGAAGAGAAGAACAAAAUAAUGAACAGACUGCACUUUGAUGGCGAGGAGGAUCAGUGGAGACUGCAGCCGGUCAUUCCCUCAGAGAGUGAACCCACUCAGGUCAAGCGAAGGCCUUUGUCAGCUGUGGGAUACAAGAGGCCAAUCAGCCAAUAUGCACAGAUGGCUGUUGCCACGGCAACCAGGGUGCCAUCUAGAUACCAGGCUGAGAACAUCAUGCUGUUGGAAUUAGACAUGUCUCCACCAACCAUGUUCACCUUGAACCUUAAUGGAGCUCAUCUGGAGAGAGCCUUUACUCCCAGGCUGAUGAGGGAUUUACCCAUUAGGGAGAGAACCACUACAACGCUGCGGGUCAGGAAAUCUCAAUCCUGGUAUCAGGCACCGCACACAGCAUCUAUCUCAGCGUCGUCAUCAUCAACCACUCUGACAUCAGCAUCGCAGGGCUGCUCUCCCUCUCAGAGGCAAAGACCAUGCUCUGCUGCUUACCUUCCGUCAAGCGCAGCUCAGACGAGUCCCUGAUGUGUCACCACACCUGUUCAAGGUCUCUGGAAAGGCUGAGGGGCAUUUGGGAGAGAUCAGGGGCGUGAACCGUUCUAUUUGGUUUAUUAAUUUGUAUUUGCACAGGACUGUUUUAUUAAUAGUCAUAGAGCGUCAGUAAGUGAGCGUGUAGUCAGUAACCACAAAGACAAACAUGCCCCAUUCAUUUUCAAAUGAUGACUAUUACACUGAUGCUCUUCUCUCUCUAACUGUCUGCUGGCUUCAACUUACAGUACUGUUGCCUAAACCAUAUAGUGUCUCUACACAGACAUUUGAUUCACAAUAUACUAUCAGUUCUUAUUUAUUUUUUUUAUAUUACACAAUAGAUCUUGGGUUUGCUUGGUCUUCAGAAACACUGCUAUAAAAUGUACCCGGGCUCUACCUAAUGAUGCUGAACCUGUAUGCUUGAUAAGUCGUUGCAGAAAUUGCUUGCUGAUGUAAUUACGAGCCAAAAAUGUAAAGAAAGCUCGCAGUGCUCUCUUGAUUAGCUGCCUUAUUUUUUCAUAGUUGUGAAAUCGCGCGAGCCCAUUUGCUUACACAUGGAAAUAAAGUGAAGUGUUCAUGAA